Molecule: messenger RNA, 1248 nt
Organism: Tarenaya hassleriana
Lineage: Eukaryota; Viridiplantae; Streptophyta; Magnoliopsida; Brassicales; Cleomaceae
Exons: 8
Coding region: 324-920 (198 amino acids)
Source: RefSeq, a predicted model, not a curated record
UUUUUUACCGAGUCGAGUUGGGAAAAUAUGAGAAAGAAAAACGGACUGAGUCAACUCGCUGCGAACCAGAGUCCAAGCGCGAGUUGGCGAUCUGAGCAUUCAAAAAAAGAAAAUUAGGGUUUCUUACAUGUUUUCUCACUUUCUUUCUCAUACAUCUCUGUUCUCUUCGCCUCUCUCGACUCCUCGAGACCUGACUAUCUUCUCUUUUUCUCCCUUCGCCGCCGAUUUUGCCGUCGACUCUCUCCUUUCCUUCCAGGGUUCUUCUUCCUCCGUCGAUUCUGAUUCGACGCUCGUCUCUGGGUCUCGGACUCUCACUGGUUUCCAUGGAAGCUGUAAUCAAGAAAUACCAGCAGAAGUUCCGAAAGGCCCAAAGCGAGAUGGAAAAGUGGGAAGCUUUUCAACUUCGAUUCGUUUCGCUCUUCAGAAACGCUUCUUCUAUCAUCCUCAGAUUACAUGAUAUUCAAGAUUCUCGGUGUUAUGGGGUUUUGAAAUGCAUAUCAGAGAUCGAAGACGCAGUUUUGAAGAAGCAGAUGGAUCAACUGGAGACUCUUUUGCUUUCAAUGAGAAAGAUUUUGGAGGAAUUCAGGGUCAGUGCUUUGGCAUUUGAGAAGCUUCAUCGGGAUGCGGCUCAGUUAGUAAAAACCGGCUCUAACCAACUGAGCAAGAAACAGCUGCAACAUCGGAUUGGAGUAAAUCCUUGCAUCGAAGAUUGCCUAAACGGGCUUUAUCUUCUUUAUGACAUGCAUCGGUCCGAGUACCUUCUGAAAUCUUCAUUGUUUUCCUCACUGUCCCAUGCCGUUGUCAACUCAAGUCCGGGCGAUCUCACAGCGCUCCAACAACUCGUGGUAGAUCAGCCAAACAUCCAGAAAGAAGAAGUUCAACACAUCUUCGACAUAAUCUUCGCAGGCGAGAUCACCUAGGGAGUCGUAUGUCUGUCCCGAAUCCAGCGAGCCGGCUCGUCGAGAGAUCCGAUGCCUCGGAUCUUUUGGAGUUGAUUCCAUUAAUCUGAACCGUAGAAUCUGAGCUUUUGGAGUUGAUUCCAUUCAUCUGAACCGUAGAAUCUGAGCUGGCGCCUAACCGAGGGAGCCUAUGACUAUGAGGAUCUUCGGACAACAGGCCAUGAUCUCUGUACUGUGGACUCGCUUUGAUGUAAAAAACCGCAAACCCUGUGGCAGUAUUAUUACCCAUUCCCAAUAUUUUUUUAUAAUUAUAUAAAUUGUUCAUUGUAUAUAUCAUACUUCCUCUUUU